Molecule: messenger RNA, 903 nt
Organism: Micromonas pusilla CCMP1545
Lineage: Eukaryota; Viridiplantae; Chlorophyta; Mamiellophyceae; Mamiellales; Mamiellaceae
Exons: 1
Coding region: 1-903 (300 amino acids)
Source: RefSeq, a predicted model, not a curated record
AUGACGGCGUCCGCGCCCGCCUCCGCGGACGCGACGCGCGGGUUCGCCGCGCUCGGCUCGCGCCGCGCCGCGGACGAGCGACGCAUGGCGAUGUCCGCGGCGGCGUACGCGCGAGAGCACGAUCUCGAUCUCUUCGUCGUGGAAGCGCUGAAGCACGUCGCGCGAUGCUCCGCGGCCGCCAACGACGCGGGCGCCCUCAAGCCCCGGUCGUCCUCCGCGUCGAUACACGACGAGCCGAGUCCCGGCGCGCACAUCGAGCUCGCGGCGGAGUACUUCCACGCCGUCGCGGUCGGGAGGCACGUCCACGGGCGCGAGUGGGACUUCGUCGAGGCGUCCGCGCGAAACAAGUGCGCGUUCGUCAACGCGUUCAAACGCGUCGCGUCCGGCGCGGCGAGGCUGGGGACGCGCAUGAAGCGCGAGGACUGGCACGCGAUGGCGACGCUGACGUGCGCGGACGUGCCGCCCGAGGUCACGCGCGCGGUGUUCGAGACCGCGGCGAUGUUCGACGAGGACGGCGACGACGACCGCGGCGACCGCGGCGACCGCGACGGCGACGGCGACCGCGGCGGCGGCGGCGGCGGCGCGGUGGAGCUCGCGUUCGAGCCCGUGUUCGCCGCGCUCAAGGCGUACAUGCUCGGCGCGCACGGCGACGCGGAGGAGAUCAUGCGCGCGCACGACGAGCGCGUGAGGAAAGCGGCGGCGGCGGCGGAGGCGGCGGCGAGGGAGCGCGAGCGCGCGCUCGGGGACGGCGACGACGACGACGACGACGACGACGACGACGACGACGGGCGAGCGGCGGCGAACAGAGAGCGGCGGACGCCGCGGGGGCGGGGAAGCAGAGCGAAGGCGCACUCGCGGGGGGGGAGCAGGCGCGCGGGGGGGGCGCGGGGUGACGAUAGAUAG